ACCCGAGGGUCAGUUGGAGCCUCCACCUGUUGGCCGACAGUUAGUAUUUAAACCAAACGGUUUUGCGCAUCGUGAAAAGUGGCGGGUUUUGCUGAUGUUUCCCUCGUCUGGUCUUUUUGCUGAUAUAAAUUGUCCUUUCUCAAAACGUGGGCUUUGUGAGCGGCCUCACUGUUUGUACAAACAUGCCACAGAACUGCGGGAUAUGUUUGGUGCCUCGUAUAAAUCACCGAUAGUUGACUUUGCAGGAGUCCACAAUGGCUAUCCGCAUGCUGCCUGUGGAGCACGAGUUAAUGAUGAGACUAAAGAUGACUGCCUCCAGGAGCUGGAGCGGAUCAACAAGGAGAUUGAAACUGUAAGGCACGAAGUGGAGCAGGAGCAAAGGCGACUGUCACGCUACCAGACUGUACAGGCAGGCAGCAGAAACACUGAGCCUAAUUCCUCUGUUCCAAAGUCUGAGACUGCAGGUAAAAAUACAGACAGAGGUUCUUGUGAACUGUCUAAAAGCACAAACUUUACUAAAACGUACUCCCGAGCAAGGAAGUACGUGGUUGACAACUCAAAACCAAGGACUGAUUUGGAGUACGACCCUCUGUCCAACUUCUCUGCUGGCUUGCGGUCUUACAGCUCAUCAGGUAAAGAGCAAAAAGUGAAAAACGGACAAGGUUUGAAAAGGGCAAGAAACGCUGUACCUUGUGACCAAAAGAAGCCAGUCAAAUAUCAGGAUCAGCCACUUGAUGACUCAAAUGAAGACAGCGUCCUGAUUAUUGACGUUCCUCCCUUGCCUGACAAAAAGAGAAGGCGAGCUCAGAAACCUGUUGAUUCUCUUGCUGGCAAAUCCCUCCAGGAUAAACUAGAGGAAUUGAAGGAGGUCAAAACAGCGCCUAUUUUACUUGAUUCUCCACUGCUGCACCUUGCAAAAGCUGAGACAUCUCCACCUGCAUCAGCGGUAGAAGAAAAUAGAGUUUAUAGUGAUUGCGGUGUUGAAAACGAUCAAGGGCCAUCUAAUCUUUAUGAGAACAAAGAAUGGAAAAAUAUACCCGUUGAUGGGAGUGUAAUUGACUUCACUGAAUGUUUAGAAGACCUGGCGACUGAAAGUCAGAAAAUUACUCACUUUCAGGCCGCUGAAACAGUAGUGGAGAAAAGUCCUGAACCUGCAAGUCCUCCUGCCGUUACAGACAGGCAAGAUCAAAACUGGAACAAUCUGGUGGUGGAAAAGGAAGAAAACAAGUUUCAGGUUGAAUUGCCUCAGUGUGAGCUGCCCCAUAGUGUUGAGAAAAUGAAUCCACUGCAGCCACAUCAUUUCCCACCAAAGAAUUCACUUUUUUAUAAAGCGCCAGCUGCUAACUCAGACUCACCGUGCAGGCAACACACCAAGCAAGCCCAGACAACAGAGCAGCCAGCUCAGAACAGAGUUAGUAAUCAGUGGUCUUCCACAAAAUGUGUACCAUCAGUGCUGCCACACAGCCAGAAAACAUCAAGCAAAAUGCCAGGACAGAUGCAGGGUAAAGCUACGCCACCCGAGAGCUACCUGGGGCCGGCAGAACCAGCUUCAGGCAGCAGCCAAGGUCAGGCUCGGCACAAUUCAUCAGCAUCGAGUUUGACAAACAGAGAUGAAUCGUCAUCCGCAUCAGCUGGGCCGCUUUUGGUGAAAGCGGAUACUGAGGAGUUUAUAAUCAUUGAUUCCACCUCUGAUGAUGAAGAUGAGCUCAACUAUUCAGAAGUGGAGCUGUCUGACAGUGACCCAAUGGAGGAAUGCUACAGGAUCUUCAUGGAGGCAAACAACGAGCAGGAUAAGGGAAAUGAAGAGCAGCCCGAUGUAUCUGUUGGAGCUAUGGAUGUGGAGAAGCCGGAGUUAAACAUCAAAGCCCAAGCAUCGUCAGGAAAGAAGAGGGUGGCUCAUGAAGCCAAACAUACAGAGCAGCCGGUGGCUAAGAGCAGACCUCAGCCCCAGGUGCUGGUCCCCCUACGUGGCCCUGUGGUGUCAGGAUUUUCCUCCCAGCCCUCUAUCACCUCCAAGAUCCAGCAGGUACAGCAGAGAGCCUCCAUGCUGACUGCUUCAGUUAAAGGUAGUCAGGCUUUUGUUUCCUCCACCUGUCAGAGGAAGCCAGAGACCCAGAGUGCUCCUUCUCCUUCGACUCAAACCCCUGAAAACCUGCAGCCUGCGCCUGUGCAAAAUGCUUACUACAACUACAUACCUUUGGGACCUGCUGUGAUCGAAGUGGGCAACAACUUGCACUUGAUCCUCCCAGAGGGCACCUUCCCUCUGCCUGUCACUUCCAGCUCCAGCCAAGUUACUUCAGUGCUAACCCCAAUCAGUCAAGUGCAUAUGAACGCUGUCGCCGUUAAACAAACCUACCACUCGCCUGCAGUUACCCCUGUGCAAAGAUACCGCACAACAGCACCUGUGCUCAUUCCUGCGCCGGCACGUAAACCUUCACUAACCUCUGCCUUUGCGUUGGCACAUUCAAAUCCAGCCGUUUCCACUCCUCAAGCUGCUGUCCAUGCUACUGUUAAGCCAGUGCCUACUAAACGUAAAUUGAAGCAGCAGUGUGAGGCCGCCAAAGACAAAGUGCCCCAUGACAUCCGACAGCGAUAUAUCAACAUGUUUACAGAGGAGUUCCUCAAAACAACAGCCAAUGUUAACGAUGCCUUUGAAAAGGCUCUUGCUGAAGAGAGGACUGUGUAUAAUCGCAGUGUGAACAAACUCAAGUAUCUGAGUGUUGCAGUGAAUGCACUGAAGAGGCUGAAGAACCAAAGUGCUGUUGCUGCUAAAGAUGAAAAUGACGUCAACAGCCAAAGAUUCAAAGGCAACAUUCCACUUAACCUGAAGAAGUUUAAAGGAAACGCAGAUGAUAUGGCAUUGUAUGAAAGUUUGAAUGACUACAUUUUGACUGAGGGAAGGCUGAUUGAGAGCAACUAUCCUGUCCAGCACCCAGAGAAACCUGGUUGUGCUGUUCUUUUUGCGGACAAUAAGAAAUGCAACACAGACCCCCUCAAGAGGAUCUGCUGUCGAUGUGGGGCUACGUACUCUGUGAGUCAAACGGGCAAACACACCCGCAAGGACGAGUGUAAUUACCACUAUGGGAAAGGAGUUAAGAAUAAAGUGCCGGGUGGAGUGGAGACCCGCUACAGUUGCUGUGAGGGAGUCAUGGGAGCACCUGGAUGUCAGGUGUUUAAGUUGCAUGUCCAUGAUUCCCUCAGCCUGGAUGGGUUUGUGUCGACCGUCCCCAGACAUCCCUCAGAUACGAGCUGUCCUGGUGUCUACUCCUUGGAUUGUGAAAUGUGUUAUACCAUUCAUGGUCUGGAGCUGUCCAGAGUGACGGUUGUCAACUCUAGUCUGCAAGUCGUCUACGACACCUUCGUCAGACCUAAUAAUGAGGUCAUCGACUAUAACACCAGGUUUUCAGGCAUCAGUGAGGAAGAUGUGAAGGGUAACCACACCUCCCUCAGAGAGGUGCAGGAGACCUUAUUGAGCUUCAUCAGUGCCGACACCAUUCUGAUUGGACACGGCCUGGAAACAGACCUCUGUGCCCUGAAGUUGCUCCAUGGGAAGGUUGUGGACACAUCAGUGGUCUUCCCCCACCGUCUGGGCCCCCCUCACAAGCUGACCCUCAACAACCUCACUGCUGAAUACCUCAGGAGGAUCAUCCAAGAGAGUGUUUGUGGCCACGACACUGCAGAAGAUGCUGCUGCCUGCAUGGAGCUUAUGUUAUGGAAGGUUAAAGAAGAUGGAAAACUGAAAAAAUGAUGGAAAUAAAACAUAAUCUACACACUGGUCAUACAUGGGGAAAGAAAGAUGCUGUUAUGCAAAUUUGAAUGUCACAUUUAUUUGUAUGAAGCUCUGUUCUGAUGACAUGGGAGGGCUGUUUAUUUUUUUAGUUUAAUUACAUCACUUGAUUUAUGUUAAUAUUUUCUGCAUGUUAAAUUUUUAUUUGCAGCCCAUGUGUCUAUGCCUGUAAAUAUUUGUGAUCGCACUGUUGUGUGCUGAGAAAACAUGAAGGGGUGGGGUAUUAUCCAAGUAAAGGCACAUAAUGAAAUCCC
Siniperca chuatsi (mandarin fish) is the source of this 4041-nucleotide messenger RNA. RefSeq lists its product as uncharacterized. Lineage: Eukaryota; Metazoa; Chordata; Actinopteri; Centrarchiformes; Sinipercidae. The record is from RefSeq and is a predicted model, not a curated record. Gene Ontology annotation, cellular component: nucleus. Gene Ontology annotation, molecular function: nucleic acid binding; exonuclease activity. Bases 95 to 3748 code for a protein of 1217 amino acids. The transcript is spliced from 16 exons.